CCCUCUCCAGUCUGUGCUGGUGUCAGAGGAAGCGGAGUGGACCGGAGCGCUGCCAUGGCGUCCGCACUCCCAGCUUGGCUUUGCUUCUGUUUCACACUAGUCCAGCUCCACGAUGCUCACAGACACCGGGACGCACACGCUCGUCUGGCCGCCAAUGACGCGCUUUCCCCCGGCCACGCGGAGCAGUGGGAGUGGGCUCCAGCAGAGCGAGCCGGGAGGCGUUUCACUGCUCCGGUUUGGAGCUUUCUACAAGUUUCAGGCAGAUCAGACGACAACCAGCCGCUGUAUCGCUGCAGUAAUGGAACGCUUCUUCUGCAUUUUUCACUCCUCCGAUACACAAAUCUGCAUCUGGAAGAUGGAACAAAGUUGCUGUCGCUGCCUGACGAGCAAAAUUCCAAGUGGUGGUCGCUGGUGAAGCUUCCCUACACUGGCUGCUACACAGCACCACAGACUGAAUAUGGAAUUGGAUGCCACCCAUUGAAACUGCAUUAUUUCGACCGCCUGCUACAGGAGAACGUGACGGGCAUGGCCGCCUGUGAGAAUCCAGUCAUGUCACCACAAGUGAAGUCCCCACUGGUGACUUGUGGAACGACUCAUGUCACUGUGAAGCUGCCUCGUGGAACAAAACUGGUGAAGGUGAAAGACCUAGAUUUAUUAAGUGACAAACGAUACUCCAUGAGACGACGAUGGACCCACAAUGCUUUGCUUGUGAAGAUGUCAAAGUUACCAGACAAGGAAUCUGGGUUUGAACUGGUUUAUUUGGAGUCUACUGGGAAACUGUGCACAACGCUGGUGGUUUGUGGCCAAAAAACAGUGAGGCAUGUCAAGAGACAAAUCCCAGAUGAAUAUGAUACGUGGUUCUUUGAAGAUGUUCCUACUGAAGAAUUUGAUCCGGAUAAUCUAUUUGAUCCAAGCACAAUACCAACAACAACAACAAGCUCAGCAACUGAUGGUGACACGGAUGCCGAUACAGAAUAUUAUUAUUAUGAGCCAGAAUAUACCAGUUGGGGCCUUGAAGAAAUUCCUGAAGUGCCAUACAAUGGAACAGACGUAGAGAUUACAAGACGUACAGCUUCCACUACAACUAUUUCUACUGCCAGCACUGCUUCCACUACUGCCCCGUUUGCUUCCUCUACUGCCCCGACCGCUUCCACCACCACGGCUGCCCCGUUAACCACCACCACGGCUUCCCCAACGGCUGCCACCACCACCACGGCCGCCCCGACCACUGCCACCACCACCACCACGGUCGCCCCGACCACUGCCGCCACCACCACCACCACAGCCGCCUUGGCCGCUGCCACCACCACCACGGCCGCCCCGACUGCUGCCACCACCACCAUUGCCGCCCCGACUGCUGCAACCACCACCACAGCUGCCCCGACCACCACCACCACGGCUGCCCCGACCGCUGCCACCACCACGGCAGCCCCGACCACCACGGCUGCCCCGACCACCACCACCACUACGGCUGCCCCAACCACCACCACGGCUGCCCCGACCGCCGCCACCACCACGGCAGCCCCGACCACCACCACCACCACUACGGCUGCCCCGACCACGACCACCACCACCACCACUACGGCUGCCCCGACCACCACCACCACUACUGCUGCCCCGACCACCACCACCACUACGGCUGCCCCGACCACCACCACCACUACGGCUGCCCCGACCACCACCACCACUACGGCUGCCCCGACCACCACCACCACUACGGCUGCCCCGACCACCACCACCACUACGGCUGCCCCGACCACCACUACCACUACGGCUGCCCCGACCACCACUACCACUACGGCUGCCCCGACCACCACCACCACUACUGCUGCCCCGACCACCACCACCACUACUGCUGCCCCGACCACCACCACCACUACGGCUGCCCCGACCACCACCACCACUACGGCUGCCCCGACCACCACCACCACUACGCACUACGGCUGCCCCGACCACCGCCAGCACUACGGCUGCCCCGACCACCGCCACCACUACGGCUGCCCCGACCACCGCCACCACUACGGCUGCCCCGACCACCGCCACCACUACGGCUGCCCCGACCACCACUACCACUACGGCUGCCCCGACCACCACCACCACUACGGCUGCCCCGACCACCACCACCACUACUGCUGCCCCGACCACCACUACCACUACGGCUGCCCCGACCACCACUACGGCUGCCCCGACCACCACUACGGCUGCCCCGACCACCACUACCACUACGGCUGUCCCGACCGCCGUCACCACCAGUUCUGUCCCAACCACCACGGCCGCACCAACCGCUGCCACCAUGACUGCCACCCCCACUGCAGCCACCAUGACCGCCGCCCCCUCGACCACGAAUAG
Messenger RNA from Centropristis striata (black sea bass), 2349 nucleotides. RefSeq names its product mucin-2-like. Bases 55 to 2349 code for a protein of 764 amino acids. The record is from RefSeq and is a predicted model, not a curated record. Lineage: Eukaryota; Metazoa; Chordata; Actinopteri; Perciformes; Serranidae. The transcript has 7 exons.